Molecule: messenger RNA, 1229 nt
Organism: Centruroides sculpturatus (bark scorpion)
Lineage: Eukaryota; Metazoa; Arthropoda; Arachnida; Scorpiones; Buthidae
Product: cyclin-dependent kinase 1-like
Exons: 6
Coding region: 43-939 (298 amino acids)
Biological process (GO): G2/M transition of mitotic cell cycle; mitotic G2 DNA damage checkpoint signaling; protein phosphorylation
Cellular component (GO): nucleus
Molecular function (GO): cyclin-dependent protein serine/threonine kinase activity; ATP binding; RNA polymerase II CTD heptapeptide repeat kinase activity
Source: RefSeq, a predicted model, not a curated record
UUGUGUUUUUAAUUUGAAGAGAAAGAAAAUUAGAGAUUUGAAAUGGAUGAUUAUAUAAAAGUAGAGAAGAUUGGAGAAGGAACAUAUGGAGUGGUAUACAAAGGAAAAAACAGAAGAACUGGACAAUUAGUUGCAUUAAAGAAAAUAAGAUUGGAAAGUGAAGAUGAAGGUGUUCCAUCUACAGCCAUAAGAGAAAUUUCAUUGUUGAAAGAACUGAAUCAUAGCAAUAUUGUUCGUUUACAGGAUGUACUUAUGCAAGAAAAUCGGCUGCAUUUGGUUUUUGAAUAUUUAUCAAUGGAUCUAAAAAAAUAUUUGGACAGUAUUCCUAGUGGGCAGUAUAUGGAUAAGAUGCUUGUUAAGAGUUAUCUGCAUCAGAUUUUACAAGCUAUAGUAUAUUGCCAUCAACGUCGAAUUCUUCAUCGCGAUUUGAAACCACAGAAUUUACUAAUUGACCAGAAAGGAAUGAUCAAGAUUGCAGACUUUGGUUUGGCUCGAGCAUUUGGUAUUCCUGUACGAGUAUAUACACACGAAGUUGUGACACUUUGGUAUAGAGCACCUGAAGUUCUUUUGGGAUCGCCUCGUUACUCUACUCCUGUAGAUAUAUGGAGCGUUGGAUGUAUUUUUUCUGAAAUGGCUAAUAAGAGGCCACUUUUUCAUGGUGAUUCUGAAAUUGAUCAGCUUUUCCGGAUAUUUAGAACUUUAAGUACUCCAACUGAAGAUAUAUGGCCUGGAGUUUCUCACAUGCCUGAUUAUAAGCCUAUUUUUCCCAGGUGGAAACAAAAUAUACUUACGACAAAUGUACCUCAACUAGAUACUAGUGGAGUUGAUUUACUUCAGAAAAUGCUUGUUUACAAUCCAGCAGAACGUAUCUCAGCUCAAGCUGCUUUAACACACAGUUACUUUGAUGAUUUAGAAUCCUUCAAGUGUGAAGCAUUGUAACAUUUGAAACAAAAGUUAUAUGUAAUUUGUGCAUAGUAUUUUGCUUUGGUUUUUUUUUUAUUAUAUACAUAUCAUUUAAUUUUUCAAUUAUGUUUAUUUUAUUUGAAAUAAAAGUAAUUUUUAAUUCUACAAAGCACAAUUUUGUACAUAAUUUCUUUUGGAAAAAACAUACAAUAAAUAUUUAAGUAGUAAUUUACCAAUCAAAUUCGGAAAAAUAUCUAUUUUUAUCAUGUCACUUUACAAAGUUUUUUUUACUAAAUAGUUAAGAAUGAGCAAAUAAAAACUAAUAC